This is a messenger RNA of Penicillium brasilianum, 2410 nucleotides long. The record is from the annotation of a GenBank genome assembly. NCBI's taxonomy places the organism in Eukaryota, Fungi, Ascomycota, Eurotiomycetes, Eurotiales, Aspergillaceae.
UUGAAAAGUGGCUGCAAUGUUGCUAUUACCGACUACCGACUUCGAGACUUGGGUUGGAUCCUGCGUGUCGCCGCUUUUGUUGAAUUGUAUGACAUGGACGAGCAGGGCCUAAAAGCCGGUUUUAUGCACCCCGCUUGUUGUUACUGCCCAUUCACAGGGCUAUAAGUCAUCACGCUCAUUAGCUCAGCUCAGUUAGAUUAUCUUAAUCUCUUUUAAUAGCCUUUAUUCUCUAGCUAUAUCCUUCCUAUCGUGGCCUCCAAGCACCCCGCUCACCGAAAGUACCGACUUCCUAACGAGGAUAGUCCAUCCCUAUUGCGAUAGCCUAGAGUAUCGAAGAAUACAGUCGAGAACUAUGAUACUAUAGGGAUUCACUCUCUAUCAGUCAUGAAGAUCGUCCAGGUCCCGCCCUGGGCGAAAGGUUGUCCGCGGGAAGCCAUCCGAGUGGAGAACCGUCCGUAGCGGCGUUGCCAAACUCAACCAGCACUUUGAACAUUCGGCUACGAACUCUCACCUAUUAUAGAUAUGCCGCCACCAACGCUGAGCAGCAAGCUCACAUCAAUCAAAGGGGUACGCUUAGCGGGCUCGCCGUCGACCUGGGACAUCGACAUCCACUACCCACCAGAUUCCCCGCGCGGCAUCAUCCAUUCCAUCACCCCGCACGACGAUACAACCCUUGGGAAUGGCUCUGAUUCCGCUCCGCUGGCUCUACCAGCCUUGACACACCCUCAUAUUCAUUUGGACAAGGCGUUUGUUCACAGUGCCCGUCAAUACGCCCAUCUUCUCCCGUCUACCGGGUCUUUCCAGGAGGCAUUGUCGUUCACCACAGAGGCGAAACGACAAUUUACCGUGCCCGAUGUUCUUCAAAGAGGGGAGUGGCUGCUCGCCGAGUCCACCUCGGCCGGAGUCACGGCGAUGAGAGCGUUUGUAGAAGUCGACCACACGGUGAAAUUAGUCUGCUUGGAAGCAGCCAUAAGACUCCAAGAGGAAUGGAAAGACGCUUGUGAGAUACAGAUUGUCUGCUUUGCACAAGAUCCCAUAUUCUCGACCCAACACGGAGAGGAAAAUAUGGACCUGAUGCGAAAAGCGCUCGAGGAUUGCCCGCAGAUCGACGUGAUCGGAACGACCCCCUACGUGGAAUCAACUAUCGAAGCCGCCCAACAGAACAUCGACUGGGCCAUCGACCGUGCUCUACAUCUGAAUAAACAUCUCGAUUUCCAUCUCGACUAUAACCUUGAUUCGGGCAAGGAAGCUCUAGUAUGGUACGUGUUGCACAGCCUACAACAAAGAGGCUGGACCUCGUCCUCCACCACGAAACGCGUGAUGCUCGGGCAUUGUACUCGACACACGCUUUUCACCGAUGAUGAGUGGUGUCGGAUCUCCCACAUCAUUCACGACAACGAUCUUCCGGUCAGCUUUGUCGGGUUACCCACUAGCGACCUCUACAUGGCCGCCUCGCCCGAACUAAAGGUCCCGCACGACCGGCCCCGAGGUACUCUGCGAGUCCCCGAGAUGAUCCGCAAGCAUGACCUCGACGCUGUGAUGGCAGUUAACAAUGUAGGCAAUGCAUUUACGCCUUGGGGUCCGCCCGAUCCACUGUUUCUGGCUUGCCUAGGCGUGGGAGUCUAUCAAGCGGGGACGCAGGAUGAUGCGAGAUUACUAUACGAGUGCGUAUCUACUCGAGCCCGAGCGGCGAUUGGGCUUUCACCGUUACCUUCGCAUAUUGAUCUACAGGAAGGAGGUUGUUCUGAUCUUCUGCUGUUUCAUCAUCGAGAUCUUACCGGGUGUCGUGUGGCUCGUCCCCGUGGUACGGUCGCUGAGGUUGUAUGGGAUCCUCCUCCAACGGUGAAUCGAGACGUGGUGGUCGGUGGUCGACUCAAGCCCUCUGGAUUUUCGUGUUCGCAGAGUGAGUCGAUCUAUCACUUCUUAGAAGAGUAGGUUGACGUUGAGGUUAGUAUAUAGGGGUGGUGUGUGAAGGGACCAGUUCCCGACAGAGGCCAUGCAAUGCUGUUCUCUGGCAGUAUACAAGAACACGAUCUACUCAGAGGAUUGAUCAAGUGUUAAGACCACCGUUUACUAUCUUGAAGUUUGAAGUGUGAAUAGAUGAACGUUCAGCAAGCCUUGGCCCUAUUUAUAGUAGCGGUCACGUGUUCCUGACACCGCGGGGAGGAGAUCGGUCCUUUUCCGCCGUGGCUGGGCCGCUCCGGAAGAUCCACUGACUUUCAUGGAGCUCCAUGAGGGAUUUUAUGGGAACCUGAUUAUGUCGGGAGUGUCCUCAGAAAGUGGAUAACAGCAAAGGACUCGGUACGUCCAUAGUUUCCUAAUCGCGAACUAUCGUCCGAAGAUUCAGGGUUUCGUAUCAAUAUAGAGAUCUUACAGGAGUAAGGAGUCCCCCACUAUCCUUUCGGGCGGU